This is a messenger RNA of Pocillopora verrucosa, 5066 nucleotides long. RefSeq names its product TAR DNA-binding protein 43. Gene Ontology annotation, molecular function: RNA binding. The record is from RefSeq and is a predicted model, not a curated record. NCBI's taxonomy places the organism in Eukaryota, Metazoa, Cnidaria, Anthozoa, Scleractinia, Pocilloporidae. Gene Ontology annotation, biological process: regulation of gene expression. Gene Ontology annotation, cellular component: chromatin; nucleoplasm.
UCUGCCAUCGACCGGAUCACCUGUAUGUGUUUUCUUCGACAGUACCUACUGUACUGUUAUACCGUUUUUCUUUGGGGUUUAAGUCGAAAAGGACAGCAAAAUCGACUCACAACUAAUCCUAAGCAUUGAAAGGCUGCUUUCUGAAGAACCUAAAAUGGCUCAAUACGUUCGAGUCACAGAGGACGAUUCGCUACCAGCAAUCGAAGUGCCAACUGAAGCAGACGGAACGAUUUUACUGUCGACUCUUCAAGCGCAGUUUCCCGGUGCUUGUGGAUUGAGGUACAAGAACCCAGAGACUGACAGCUGGAGAGGAAUUCGUUUGUUAGAAAACAUGCUUUGCCCACCAGCUGUAGAGGGAUGGGGAGGGCAUUUGUACGUUGUGGUGCAGAAAAAUGACAGCACUAGUAAAAGAAAAAUCGAAGAAUCUCCUAACACCAAAGCAGAACCAGAAACAAAAAUGACAAAGAUUUCUUCUCCAGAGGAUGGAUUAGGAGACCUCAUUGUGCUUGGACUUCCUUGGAAAACUACAGCAGAAGACAUGAAGGAAUAUUUUCAAAAGUUUGGUGAAGUUGUUAUGGCAGAGGUGAAAAUGGAUUAUGGAAGUAGUAAAUCCAGAGGAUUUGGGUUUGUGAACUUUAAGGACCCUGAAGUGGCAAAAACAGUUUUAUCCCAGGUUCACCGCAUUCAAGGUCGCCUUUGUGAAGUGAGAUUGCCACGUUGUAAACAAGAAUUUAUGCCAAAGAAGUUGUUUGUGGGACGUCUUCCUGAUUCAACAAAUGAAGGAGAUCUUUUGGAUUAUUUUAGUAAGUUUGGUGAGGUGAUUGAUGUCUACAUUCCAAAACCAAUGCGUGGAAUUUCAUUUGUUACAUUUGCUUCAGGAGAAGUUGCCAAAAAAGUUCAGUCUCAGAAUCACCGCUUGGGAUCAAAUCUGCUUAAUGUGAACUUUGCAGAGCCUAAAGCAGCCAAAAAUGCCCACAUGCCCUCCCCAGCAGACAUACAGUCUAUGUCUCAAAACUCUGUGCCUGGGUGGGGUGGUAUGGGAUUUCCAGAAAUGUAUGGAAUGGGCUCUUGGAGCAAUGCUGGACGUCAGAAUUUGUCAUACAAUGCAUCAGCAGCUUACAACAGUAUGAUGCAGAGCAUGAUGAACAUGGGCAACCCGUCAGGUGCUAGUAACAUGAUGGCCAACAGACAUGGACGACGAUAAAUAUCCAGGGUAGGAUUUUGUCUCUGUUUUCUGGAUUGUGGUACUGCAUAGGCUUUUUAAAGCAAUCCUAUGGUUGUAAAAAUUAUUGUUAUAGAACUAGCAGCAGAUGGCUUGUUAUUCCACUAUGAUGUACCAAUAGAUAUUUUGUCCGUAGAGAGUAAAGAAAUGAUAUUGCAUAGAUAGACUCUGUUAGAUUAUUGUUGAACUAGUUUUUCCUAAGGGAACUAAUGACUGUAGUAGCAUGAGGAAUACUGCUCUUUCUGUUCAUUUUCCUCAGCUACAAAAGAAUUCAAGGUCUUCUUAAGUAAAAAUGUAUUGCUUGAGGCAGAAUGUUGAGAAUUCAAAGUGAAUUUUUUACUUCAAGUGAUGGAGUUUUAUCAGGUGGAAGUAAAGUUAGAGUUGCACUUAUGCAAUUUCUCUUUCAUGUUGUGCAUAGACAUGUGGUUUUUGUCAUAAUCUGAAAUCAGUUAAAGUUAAAGUGCCCUUGUUCUCAGCACUGCAGCAGCUUUAGAUUUAACUCAAAAAGAACAGUGAGACUGGAAAGAAGUUUGCUUUUGUUGGUCAAGGAGAAGAAAUGUCAAAUGAAUGAGGAGUGAAUUCUACUGUUUACAUUAAAGAAGAAAAGUCUUUUUUAAAUACUUUGGAAUGGUGAGAGUGCUGGAUGCGUAGUAGUCUGACUUGUAUGAGUGUAAUAAAUUGCACUGUUUAAAAAUGUUUUUACAUAGUCUUUGUAUUACCAUUAAGUUAAUGAGUUGUAACACAACCUGAUCAUGGUAGGGGUCCAAACAAGGAACUUUAUUGUGUGAGCAUAUUGCAUAUUGUACUUGAAUCAUUCAGCAUGAUAAGAUUGUCUUGAAUGAAUGACAAGAAAGAAAGAGAAAUAAAUAACAUGGAUGUGUGUGGUGAAAACAUUGGGUUUAAUGCAUGGUCUGUGCUAAAUGUAAUAUUCCUGGGAAUUUAAGUGGCAUGGAUACUAGCAUGGGAAAUAUUUGUUUAUGGAAUUUGAGACAGGGCACAAGAAUGGCAGUUACUCUUAUUGAUAUGAUGGUGGUAUGACAUUGAGAAGUGGUGAAGGAAUGGGUGACAGUACAAUCAAAGGCAUGAGAGUUUUUAUUGUGGAGUGCGAUUUUCUGAGUGUAUGGAAAAUAUUGUUUUUGUCGAUGGUGACAUCUGUCUCAACAGUAAGAGGUUGCUGUCAUGAAGUGACUUUCUUUUGUGCUAUUAAAACAAUGGCAGUCCUUUUCAAGACUUCCCUUGCCCAGAUGUUCACAUCUCAUGAUCGAGUUUAAUUGUGGGUUAACUGACCACUCAUGAUGGACUUCCACCACUUGAGUCUUAUAGCCAGUGACAUCACAGCAAAACUAGAACAGCAACAAAAAGAACUUGAUUUGGAAGACUGACCAAUCAGUUUACAUAAACCCAAUUUAAUACACUGGACUGACAACAGCUCUUCACUCAACACUGAUGAUAACUUCCGCUCAGGUUGUCAAAACCUCAGUCACUGCAACUGACGACAGUUCUUCUCAGGAAUACCCCCACUGGACAUUCAGACUUCACUAUCAUAUUUUCAUUAUUGUAAGAAAUGUGCAAAGCAUUGCUCUUUGGUUUACUUGAGAAAGAACAAUUACAUUAAAGCAAAAGUAGAGGGAGAUUGAGAGGUCAUGUGUGAUUCUGUGUUUGAUAAUGCUCUGUUACAUGUUCAUCAUGAUAUGAGAGCUUAGAGUGCAAUGUAACUCAAGAAGAAGGGAAUGCUAUAACUUUCCGCAAUAAAUAUGCAGACUCAUAUGGAGGAGAGGCAUAUGAAGAGGGAUCUUGUGAGUUUCAAAGGGUUGCAGAGAGUAUGCUGAAUGGUAUGACAUGUCCUGAAUGGCUGCAGUGAGGCAUAAGAUUGUUAAGGUGGUGAGGGAAUAUGAGUGAGAACACUGUAAGUACAUCUGUGUGUGUUGGUCAAAAAUGUGUGAGUAAAAAAUGUGUGUUUUUAUAAGUGUCAAACUUAACUGUGGAAGUUAUCUUUGCACUCACUACACAAAGUAGGCAAUGACUUAUGUAAUAACCCAAAUUGAUAUAACAAAGAGGACACAUAUUCAUAUUUAAACACUGAAAAAUUGUCCUGAAUUACCAUGCCUCGACACUUUUUUGGCAAGUUUUCUGGCAUUUGUGUGGCUGUUUUAUUGUGCUUAACAAUUCACUAUGCUCAGUGUGACAGUUUGCUUAGACCUGAGCUGGUUAAAAUCGCUCUUGUUUGUCUCAUCAACAGGCAUGCCAGUGGACUCCAGCAAGUGCUGAAGAAGUUUUCAGAGUCAAGCUGUUCUCUGACACAAGAUCUGGCUUCAGCAAAAGAAAAAAAACACAAGGAGAUGCCAGUCACCAAACAAGAAGCUCAUCUGCAGCCAUCUCUUGGAUGGGUCUUGGUGAAAGAGAUCAAGUUUUUCCUUGGUUUACAUUGUUCCCAUUGUUAACAUUGAAACCAGAGGGUUUAAACAUCUGCCUGGUUUUACUUGUAUACUGUCGCAGCCAAGUGUCUUCUUGCAGAACGUAAUAAAUCCAUACUGUUUAAUUAACCCUAUCGAGCCCUUGAGUGACCAGUAAGGAAUUUCUCCUUACAAUAUUAAUACAUUGUCAAAGAGAGGGGUGAUGAGAAUAAAAAAAAUGAUCACCUUAAAAAGGGUAUUGUUUUGCUCAACUAUUCCUUACGCAAAAACUAACAGAAAUACACAUAUAUUGAUAUUGUGACCUAGUUUGGUAGUGUAAAGUUUAAGUUGACUUGAUGCCCAAGGGCUCUUUUGCAAAAUUCUGAUUUGUCCUCUAAGAAGGGCUUUCCCAAAAGAAAAGGUGGGAAGAUCAUCCAUGGGCAAAAUUUUAGUUGCCUCAUCACCCAAUCUCUGCUAUUCUGGAGCCCUAAUUUAACAUGUUCUUAGCCAUAUAAAAGCACAAGUCUUAUUCACCUCCAAAAAGAUAGAAUCCCUUGUGAAAACACUGUUCUGAUUCAGAAGGGUUUAUCAGUUUGGGAAGGUACAACAAAGUAUAACUUAUGUUGUCCAUUAAUGUGAGGCUCAGAACUGCUGUGAUCACAAUUUUGGAUUAGUUAUUAGAGGCAGUUUAGCCUUCUCAUUUUGCACUAUGAAUGGAAAAAAAAGGAGUUUUUGACUAAUAGGUAAUUUAGUGUUAACAACUGAGUUGAAAACAUAAAUUAGCCACCGUAUGGAGUUUAAAGGCUGUUUCGAGCGACAGCCCUUCAUCAAUUGUUCUGAUGAAGGGCUAACACUUAAAAUGUCAGCCUCUAAACUCGUUACGGGGGCUAAUUUACAUUUUCAAUUCAGUUGUUAACACUAAAUUACCUGUUAUACUCCCACCAAUGCAGCACCACAGUUUCUUUAGAAACUUACUCUCUUUAUUUUUGACUAACAGUUUGUUGAUAUUUGGUUGUCAAGAGUUGAAACAUAUUCGAUGCAUCAGAUUGGUCAAGGAAUAUAAUCAUUUUAAAAUCUUUUGCAGUCGGCUGCCAACAACUUGAACCCUUACUAACUGAUUCCUUGUAAUCAAUCUUAGGGAUGCUUUUUGCCAAUGAGUGUAAUCUUUUUAAACCUUGCUUCUCAUAACUUGGAUUCCCAAGUACUCAAACUUCCUUCAUUUCCCUUGGUUAUCAGCAUUUGGCUGCAUAAAUUGUUAUGUUUCCACAAGAUAUGGCAUAGUUAUGCAACGACAAGAAAGUUGUAACAACAAAAGUUAUUUUUAAGUGGUUUAUUAAGUAAAUCCUUACUUGUAGCAAUCUUGUUUAUAACAGCAGUAACCCCUGAUGUAUUUUGAAAUUAACUGUUGAUUAUAAACAAGUACCUUACAAAAGUUCCUCACGAUUUAUUGA